AUGAGGAGAACAUGUUCGCAGUUUGCUGCUAUUCAGACAUCUCGACUUUAUUCAACCACCGCUGAAGUGAGCAAGAAUUCGACAAAAGAUCAACCGUCAGUUAACACUUAUGCGGUAAUCCAUCGGAAAAAUGAACGAAGAAAACCAGCUGAUACGUUCGGAACAUUGAGUUCAUUCGAAAAGAAACUUUUACCAUUCAAAAUACCUCACGGUCUAAAGCAAAAUAGUGGUGCUUUCGAAAAAGUUGACGAUAUAUUCGAAGAGGAAGAAGAUGAGGAUGAUGUUGGCUGGACAUCCAGUUUCUUGCGAUCGAAAUUUAAGGAAGAUAACAAAAAAUUGCCUGUAAUCACAGAACCGUUAGCAUUUGGACGGAAACAACGAAAAAAAUUAAGAAAAAAGAAGGAAGCUGAAGAAGAAUAUGAAAAAUUGUAUGGUGUAGAUCGAAGUACAGCAAAAGUUAUCAUUGAGUGUGCUAGAAAAGAAUAUAAUCAUUAUGACGGUAUGCGAUAUCCUCCUGGUGAUAUACAGUUAGCAAGCACAUACUGGAUAAAAAGCAAGUAUAAGAAUGAUUGGUUCACUAUUUAUCCGGUCAUGAGAAAGAAUCCAUCAUUCAACCGUGAUGAAUCGUUUUCUUGGGAUGAAAAUGUAGGCCUACUUGAUUCAGUAGUCAUUGAGAAUGCCCGAAAACUCGGCUUUCGCGUGCCAACGAUCAUACAGCGUCGAGCAUUCCGAGCCUUCAAAGGUGAUGCACACCUUCUUAUAACUGCUGAAACAGGUUCAGGCAAAACAGCAGCAUAUGCUGCGCCAUUGUUGUCUGUUCUAUUGCAAAAUAUGGAUCGACAUGCAAAAGGCAUUGUGCUAGUUCCUACACAUGCGUUGCGGAUGCAAACUUCGCUAAUGAUCAGCAAACUUGCCGAAGGUACUGAUAUUAAAGUCAUUGGAGAUGGCGAGAAAUGGCAAAGCGAGAAAUUGAGCAGCCAAGAGGAUUGGAAUAUCCUUGUUAGUACACCCAGCUUUUCUCCUGAAUUUUUCGCAUCUUUCAAUAUUGAUUACAUUGUUUUGGAUGAAGCCGAUAUGUUGCUCGAUGAUAGUUUUUUGGAUAGUAUUGUUGGAUUGCUUCGUCCUCUUAAAAUACGACACUCGGUGGACGAUAAGAAUUCUAAAGAUGGUGUACGCUUGAUUUUCUCAUCCGCUACAUAUCCGGAUCAGUUGCAAUGCAUUGCCGAGAGUAUAGUCGAUCAUGAACAUUUGUAUUGUGUCAAAACUGAGAACUUGCAUCGUAUUAUGCCUCAUAUAAAGCAAACUUUCAUCAGAAUCAGAGAAAUUGAUAAACUAGAGAAAUUGCAAGAGUUACUCCAAAAAGGACUCUCUUUUCUGAGCGGCCAGACUUUAAUCUUUUGCAAGGAUUUAAAAAAUGUAAACUUGGUAUCAAAGUCAUUAAGGGAAGUAGGCAUUGAACAUACUAUUCUGAGUGGUGGUUGUCGAAAUGAAAGGAUAAUUGAUGAGUUAUGCAGUGGCACUGUGCGUAUUAUCAUAGCAACGGAUGUUGCUAGCAGGGGUUUAGAUCUUCCUCAAUUGAGGCAUAUUAUUAAUUACGAUUUUCCACGGCAAAUUUCGGAUUAUAUUCAUCGAUGCGGUCGAAUUGGUCGCAUUGGGAGUUUGCAUAAAUGUUUGAUAACAUCAUUUGUCCGACGAGCUUGGGAAGUAAAGCAUGUGAAUUCCAUUGAAUUGGCUGCACGACUUCAUCAGCCACUAAAAGAUGUGGAAAUGAAUGAUCCAGCGAGGUUGAAGGGAUCAGUGCAGAAAAAUUUGAUUUUAUGA
Messenger RNA from Acanthocheilonema viteae, 1821 nucleotides. NCBI's taxonomy places the organism in Eukaryota, Metazoa, Nematoda, Chromadorea, Rhabditida, Onchocercidae. The record is from the annotation of a GenBank genome assembly.